GUUACCACCUCUGAGAUGUCGUUACCGGCAGAGCUUCCCGGGGGGACAAAUUCGAAAAAGAGCGCCACGUUGUUUCGCCAUUUGACCGGCACGGCGCGACGUGUUGUGGUUCAUGGUCGAUUGAGCGAUCGUACGGUGGCUAUCAACGCGAACGAGUGCGUGCCGUUGUUGAAUAGCGUCGUCGGGAACGCACAUUAUCUCGUGCCGAGAGCGCGACAUUUAUGUGUUAUCGAGACUGCUGAGACGGGCGAGAGGUGUUUAACCGCAUUCACGGAUACACACACAGCGGAGUCGAGCAUGAGACGCAAGAGCGAGAGGAACAAAGCAAAGGGAUCUCCGGAGAAGAAGGUUGAGAAACCGACGAGAAAGUCGACGCGUAGGCGAGGCAGGAGAUCACCUUCCACUUCAUCCGAACAAGAUGUUAUGGCUGAGGAGGCAAUCAGAAAUACAGCUCAAGUUAAGGAGACCGAGAAGGAGCUAAAUGCACAGAUACGUCUGCAGAACGAGGAAUCGGAACAGCCGCAGCAAGGGCAGGAGGAAACUGUCACGUCCAGCGAGAGAAACUUGAAGGCUGAUUCGCCGGAAAAUGAAGCGGACCAUGGCGGUUCCGUGUGGAAAGUAGCUAGGGCGGACGCGUCACCCGGCGAGAUACAAAAGUUAAAAUUGUGCAGGCAGCGCAACACGUCCGACGCAUUAUCAGACGCGACGACAUCAUCAUCGAGUAGGAAAAGUAAUUCGAGCAAGUGGCAAGAAAGUGGUGAGGGCGUUGCAGAGGAGGCUGACUCGGCGGAUGAGCAACUGGUUUCUUGUACAAGAAUGCUCAGUAGCGCUGAACAGCCGAACGAUCCCUCCUCUUCAUACCCAGGUCAGGACUCCAACGAAGAGGUAAGUGAUAGCAAGGAGAUCCUGCCUGAAACCACUUCAGCCAACUUGUUGUCUGACGAUAAACCAAACAUAGAUCAGCAUGGUGAAUCAAAUGAGGCAAAUUGCGCUGCCCAAAUCGUUGAUAUCGAGCCCGGUAAGCCGAGUAACACGACAACCGCGCCGGCUCCUAGCACAAACGGUGAGAAUCCGUGCGAGGAGAUCGCCGUCGUCGUCGUCGCCGCCGAUGAUGAUGAUGCUGUUGCUGCUGCUGCUACCACCACCACCACCGCUACCACCACCACCACCACCGCUACCACCACCACCACUACCGAUGUCAUCGCCGACGACACCGUUACACCGAAGGAAGAUAAGUCUGCGGAAGAUGCUAGCGAAAAGUUGACGGAAGCGUUCAGCAAAGAGGCUAGCGCGGAGAAAGAGGCUCGUAGAGACACGAGCAGCGAGGAUGACGAGGACGAGAAAGUGAAGGAACGCCGUGGCGUCGAUACGUCGUCCGAUUCGAACGACGAGUCGCGCGCCAAGAACAGCCGAAGAAGUAGCGACCGGUCGCCGCCGCGGGCCCCGAUUCGCAGAAAACACCGGAACAAGUAUGGCGACUCGUCGAAUUCCGACACAGCCGAUUCCGAGGACGAGCCGGUCGACAGAAAGGUCUCCGAGCCUUACGCCGUGGAGGAGGAGGAGGAAGAGGAGAAACCGAGCGCGGAAUAUUCGCGGGAGGACAAGGAACGCUCGUUAUCGCCGGAGAGAGCUAGUUCACACGCGAACAACGUCGAGCAGAUAGAGAUCGAGCAUUGUGCGACUGUCGAGCACAAGCCCGAGGACACGAGUGAGAAACCGGAGCCGACUGUGUCACCCGGCGUCGUUCAGCCGGUCACUCAGAAACCAGUAAAGGUCAACCUGAAGAGAUCGUUCUCGGCGAGAAUAGCGUCCGAGAAGAACGAGGUGAAGAGAGACGACACCGAUGUGAACGUUAACAACGAGGCUUGCGGUCAAAAUAAGGAAAAUCACAACGACAAUGAACAGGAACCGAAAUGCAUGCCUAGAAAACGUCGAUGGGGGAUCACGCUUUCCACGGAUACCGCCCCGUCGUUCUCCAUCUCGACCGAUUCGCUCAAGGCCUUGGUGCCGGGUGCAAAGCCGUUGCCCAUCAAUGAAGUCCGUCUCUCGAAGGACGACGACGAGGACCGAGAUCGCCACAAGAGUAACGAUAAGCGGCACAUUUCCAGCGACGGUGCAAACGACAACAAGAUAACGGACGAGAAUCUGCAAAAGAACGGCGCCGCCAAGAAAGGCAAUGCCAAGAUAGACAAUCAUAUCGCAACGAGGCGGAAGAUAUCGAUCGUGAAGGAGAUGCCGCAUGUGAAAUCGCCGAGCCCGCCAGCGUCUAAACCCACGAAUAUUCUCUUGAUCAAGAAUCUAGUUCGCCCUUUCACGCUGAACCAGAUUAAGGAGCUUCUCUCGCGUACGGGCAUCAUCGUGGAGAAUGGAUUCUGGAUGGAUCGAAUCAAGUCAAAGUGUAUUGUUGAGUAUUCCAACGAGGACCAAGCCUUCGAGACGAGGCAGGCGCUUCACGGGAUCUCCUGGCCUAUGUCGAACCCAAAAAAGCUUCACGUGGAAUACGCCACGAAGGAGGACAUGGAGGCUGCUCGGGAGUCGUCCAAGGACCAACCGGUUGCUCGUAAGGCCGAGCCGCUCUCGUCAUCCGAUCCGUGGCAGCAGGAGUGGAGUCGCGAGGAGAAAACCAAUACGACCAAGGUGACGGUGGUGAGGGAGUGGGAUCUGGGCAAGGAAGACGGGCAGCAGCACAUCCGGGAGAAGGAGCGCGAGAAGAAGGAGCACGACAGGAAACGGCGACAGAGGAGCCGGAGCCCGGCGUUGGAGGCGCACCUACCGGCGCCGGCUCGUAAGUUCAAGAAGAAGGAGGACGAUCCACCGCCGGCGAAACUGCUGGACGACCUUUUCAAAAAGACGAAGGCCACACCUUGCAUAUAUUGGCUGCCGCUUACGAAUGAGCAGAUAGUCGUGAAGGAAGAGAUGCGAAGGCAGCAUAUGGCGGAGCACGCACGCAGGCUGGAAGAGAUGAGACGCGCAGACAGAAACAGAGACGGCCGACGUCGACGUAGCCCUAGGAAAUAGACGAGACACAACGUAUCUUUCCUCCUCGACCUGACUUAAAUUGGAUCAGCUUCAACUGACUCAGUAUCCCCUCCUCCUCUCUCGUUUCCCUCCAAACCAGCACUGGAUGUUUACUUUCUUUUCGUUAUAAUAUUGUUCUUGCGCGCACGCGCGCGCGAUAUAGAUAAGUUCUCCUGUAUCGUUUGUCACGUAGUCAGGAUGAUGCAUUAGCGUAUUUCAAUAUUCGUUAGCUAUAAUCACAUAUCUCGGACUUUCUUUUCCGAUGAAAAACAAAAAUAUCAAUUCUGAAAUUCUCGUAAAUCUGUUUCGCCGUUAAUUUCGUUUGCGUCCUCUUUCUUUCUUCGAAACCCCAACGCGUUCGAUUUUUUAAAGAAGCUUAUCGAUGUCAUUCGUCCGUCAACCAGUGCAUGAUUACCGACGGAUUCCCCGGCUCUCCUCGAUUCCUCUCCUUGUGCAUCGGAAUUAAACCUUACUUCUUGCAGGUCAACAUUUAUCUAUCUCACAGAGCGUCAGUAACCGUAGAUCAGACACGGUAGUGGUACUGUGUAUUCACGUCGAUCGUGCAGCAGACGGUAAUCGUUUUUACUACGUCACGUGAAAGACCACACACAUAUACAUACACAUACACACACAUGUGCUCGCGUGGACAACCCGUACGAACAACGUGGGAGAACCACUCUGAGGGAAUAGAGAAAACGCAUUGAUUUGUCGAGCUUGUUUGUGGAAUAGACUUGGUUAUUCCCGACCGUCGAGUAACCUUCACGCCUCCGCUCUUCCUUCCGGCUUGAUUUCUCAUUCCGACGGAAUCGGACGGACCGGACGAAUACGCUUGGAUCUAUACGGCUUCGUCUGGAUGGAAGGAAAGAGAUACGUCGUCAUCGUCGUCGUCGUCAUCGCCGCUUGGGACUUAGGAGAAAGAGAGAGAAAGAAAGCAUCAUUUGUAGAACGGUGGCGGACAGGAGAAAAGGAACUUGCGUCUUCACGUUAAUUGUUCUUCGUAGUUUACUCCAACUUCCUCUGAAAGACAGAAAGAAAGAGAGAGAAAGAAAGAGAGAGCGAGAAAGAGAGCGCGAUGGCUUUGGCAACUUCGGUAGAGCGGCUACGGUUGAAGCGUCGUCAGUGUUGUAAUCGUGCGAUAGACUUAGCACAGGGCGAGAACAUGUAUGUAAAUAUAAGCGAUAUUCCACGGUGUGUGACAUGUAAAAUUAUAUAAUAAAUAUUAAACGAAAGAACAAUUGUUAGGAUACACAAAAUGUAUACAUACAUAUGUCGCUUACUUUUUACGAUACACCAAAUUGAAAAAAAAUUUAUUAUUCACUUGUAGAUCGAAAAGAUUUGAAGCAUCGAUAGUAUACAAAUAUAUGUUUAUGCUUAAAACGAAACCCGCUUGUAUGUGUGCGUGUGUCGUUGUCUGAUUUGUUACACGGCUUAUGUCGUGAAAUUACAACGGAUGGAUUCAACGGUGGAGGUCGCGCGACAUGGAACAAAACACGUAACGACGCUCCAGAUUACUGCAGGUACAUUCAUAUGUAUAUAAACUUAUUUGAUAUUUUUAUUUAUAUCAGUAAUAACAUUAUCAACACUAACAUUGUAAUUACUUUUAGUUUACAAAAUUUGUGGAGUACAGAAUGUGCAUAUUGGCUAUUUAGAUACGUCACGGUUACGAGUACUAUCGGUAGAAAGAGAGAGAGAGAGAGAGAGAGAG
This is a messenger RNA of Dinoponera quadriceps, 4723 nucleotides long. RefSeq names its product apoptotic chromatin condensation inducer in the nucleus (gene Acn). Lineage: Eukaryota; Metazoa; Arthropoda; Insecta; Hymenoptera; Formicidae. The record is from RefSeq and is a predicted model, not a curated record. The transcript has 9 exons. Gene Ontology annotation, molecular function: RNA binding. Bases 16 to 3018 code for a protein of 1000 amino acids.